Anopheles funestus (African malaria mosquito) is the source of this 1172-nucleotide messenger RNA. Its product is annotated as nuclear receptor-binding factor 2-like. The transcript is spliced from 2 exons. Bases 103 to 843 code for a protein of 246 amino acids. The record is from RefSeq and is a predicted model, not a curated record. Lineage: Eukaryota; Metazoa; Arthropoda; Insecta; Diptera; Culicidae. Gene Ontology annotation, biological process: autophagy.
AACACUGUCAAACAGGCGAAUCAGCUGUUUUGUACGGUUCCAAAACAAAGCAGCUGCGCUGCUGGUGAAAGUUUGUUUACGUUGUGGUUGUGCUGUGAUGCGAUGGAAAAUUCACACCUAAAUAGGGCUCACAUGUACGGUAGGCGGGCGGAAAACUGUGCAAAAAAUCGACGAUUCGACGAAGCCAUCGAAUGCCAUCGCAAGGCCAUUGUUCACUUCAACGAAGCGUUGAAGCUGCAGACAAAUACGGUCGUGCAGGAGUCGCUUCAGCUGCAGCGCAAGUACCACCUGAAGCAGGUUGACUGGCUGCUGGUGAAGAAGCAGCAGUACGAUCGUUACCUACGAGCGCUCGAUUAUCAGCGUCGUAAGAACCCGGAAUUUUUAGCCCAACAGAUCGAGAAAAUGGACAAAUACAACGAACUGCAAGUAGCGAUCUACCACAAUCUGGACGAUACGGAUGGUUUGUUGGAAUCAUUAGGUAGAAAUAUUGCCUCCAACAACCCACCGACGACGGCGGGAAGCAGUGGUACAAAAACCGUCCACGAUUUAAUCGCGCUUAAUCACUCGCUGCACAUACUGAUCCAACGGAUGUCACAGAAUGUGGAUGAAUACGCCACCGAGAAUGAGGAGCUGCGUGAGAAGUUACGGUACUACGAGAAGGAAAAGGAAUCGGGUAGCUCCGACGGUGGAAAAGGUGUUGGUGAUGCCGAAUCGUCGGGCACCACAAAUAAGGGUGGACCCAGCACACAGAAGCAUACGAUAGGACUGAUGCACGACAAUCUGUCCACACUGGCACCGCUCGAAAUGCCCGUGUUUGAUUUGUCGGACUUUGACAAUCAUUGAGCGGGGGCGUGGAUGGCAUGAAGCCCAGGCUAACCUUUGUACCGUGUCCCUGGUGUCGGCUCGUCGGUGGCAAUACAGUUUGAUGAAACAGUGUUGCAAGGAUGUGAUAACACUACUUAUAUAUUUACAUUAAAUUACAAACACACCGCUGUAGGAAGGUGCCGGUGGUUCGCGGCAAGAGAUGGGGGUUAGUAGAGUUGUAAAUAUUUUGUACAAAAGCGGACAGCAAGCCUUUCCCCUCGUAUCUGUGCUUGCGUUGUUAUUGGUUAGGCUCGAUGUGUAACUAUCGCUAAUAAAGAUUAAUUACAGACGGAUAGAUUGUGAUAUGG